AUGUCGGGGCCGCAGAUCUCUUCAGCAGAGCUUGACACGUCAGAUAUCGGUGGACUGCCGCUAGCUACACUAACCCUCUCAACAAACGGCCUGCAACACAACGCCAUCAUUUUGGAGGCGUCAAGGUCUCUAGCACAGCUCGAGACAUCAACUCAAAAUCAAAUUCCACUGGUGAAGCUGGAAUAUACAAUGCCUCUAGAUGAAAGCGCUCACAUUAACGGCAAGACAGACGCAGUCACGGUCUCUCUACCACAGUCGUUUUCAACCUCUCUCAUGUCAGUCUACCAACCAUAUCGAGCAAUCAACCUAGUCAUCCCCUCAAGACUCUCCUCGCUCAACUAUCCAAAUACUAUACAGUUUGCUACGACAAACACGUCGGACAUAAAUUCUAAGAGUAAUAUUCUCAAUCUCGUGGAAUUCCUCAUUGCUUGUAGCUUAGACGAGUUUCACGAAGCACGGACGGCACAGCCACCAACAGGAGCAGCAUCAAACACCACUGCUGGGCCCACUGCGCCUCUCCAGCUGUCAGAAACAUGGAGUUUAGAGGAAAGUACUCUUCACCAGGUCAAGUACGUGCUUAUGCUCGCAACUUCGAAAUGGCAUUUGCUGGAUCUUCCGACAGAAAUCCAUUUAAAGUCAAUGAGGAUACCCGACCUUCACAGGGUUCGGGAACUGUUUCGGCUCCUCCCCGGCAUGACCAACCUGUGUGUGGCGACUGGGGAUAAUGUCUUCGAUAAGGAUCAUAUCGUAAACUUUCAAACAGCAGAUGAAGGACACUUCUGGAGAGCACUUAUUCUGAAAGAGCACGGGAUAAUGCUGAAGGAAGAGAUUGAACGUCGCAUUGUUCAGGAUAGAAGUUUACCUCCAUGCCUGAGAGCGGCAACUUUGAUGUGCAAAGUGAUGGCUGUAGAUCGCAUGAAAGACUGGAACAAAAAACGUCCAUUGCUUCUUGCGGAGGAUUUUGAGCCGGUGGGGCUGGUUGAGGGAGAGUACAAGGAUAAGUCGCUGACUCGCCCGAGUCCGGUGUCGAAGCUUUCUUUACCAGUUGCAGGGUCUUGA
Messenger RNA from Cadophora gregata, 1059 nucleotides. RefSeq lists its product as uncharacterized. The record is from RefSeq and is a predicted model, not a curated record. NCBI's taxonomy places the organism in Eukaryota, Fungi, Ascomycota, Leotiomycetes, Helotiales, Ploettnerulaceae. The transcript is spliced from 2 exons. Bases 1 to 1059 code for a protein of 352 amino acids.